Messenger RNA from Auxenochlorella protothecoides, 252 nucleotides. RefSeq lists its product as hypothetical. Bases 1 to 252 code for a protein of 83 amino acids. Lineage: Eukaryota; Viridiplantae; Chlorophyta; Trebouxiophyceae; Chlorellales; Chlorellaceae. The record is from RefSeq and is a predicted model, not a curated record. The transcript has 2 exons.
AUGUUCUUCUCCUUCUUCCUGUCGCGCACGGGCUCCUUCAGGGCCUUGAUGACCAGGGAGGCGGCGGACGGGAUGACGGACACCUUAGCCUGCCGGUUCUGCACAGUCAGCUUGACGGUCACACGCAAGCCCUUCCAUUCCUUGGCUGACCCCACCCACCCCCGCACCUUCUUGGGGGACAGGCCCAGGGGUCCAAUCUUCGGGGCCAGGGACGAGGCCGCACCGACUUCGCCGCCGGUUGCCCGGACGUAG